Molecule: messenger RNA, 4817 nt
Organism: Exaiptasia diaphana
Lineage: Eukaryota; Metazoa; Cnidaria; Anthozoa; Actiniaria; Aiptasiidae
Product: ATP-dependent RNA helicase TDRD9
Cellular component (GO): intracellular anatomical structure
Molecular function (GO): ATP binding; RNA binding
Source: RefSeq, a predicted model, not a curated record
GAUUGUGGUAUCAUGAAGGACGUUCUUCAUCAAGAAUGACUCAAAAUAUGGAUUAAAUCGGCUUUAAUACACACAAAGGGGUUUAGCCAAGCUCAAGAUGAGUGAUAUUACGCCCGAUAUGGUGCAUAGCUUCUUCAACUUGAGCAAACCUGUUGCCACAAAGACGAAAAUAGUCAAAGUUAGGGGGCCUCCUCCUGCCCCUGACACUUCUUACAAUCCCGAGUUCAAAUUGAUAAAGAAGAAGAAAAAUAUUUACGGUGAUGAUGAUUCAACAAUGUGGCCUACUGGAACAGAGGAGGACUUUCUCAAUGGAGACGACAUAAGCCGUCUUGACUUGAACCCCCCUGAUGUGCCUCCUAGUGAUCCAGAUGAACCUGUCCCAGCAGCACUYAAGGGGGAAGAGGAGGCACAUAUCUAUGAAAAUUACUCCUUUAAUCAUGAAUACUCGCCUGAUCUYCCCAUCACUCAUUACCAACAAGACAUAGUGAAUACCAUUGAGAGUAACUCAGUUUGUGUGAUUCAUGGUCCAACUGGUAGCGGCAAGACCACGCAAGUACCACAGUACAUCAUAGACCAUUAUGCUAAAGACAAAAGAUAUUGUAACAUCAUUGUAACACAGCCACGCCGUAUUGCUGCCACAAGUAUUGCUAAAAGAGUUUGCCAGGAAAGAAACUGUACUCCAGGAAGUCUAGUUGGGUAUCAGGUUGCUCGUGAUAGGUGUAUAAGUGAAGAUACAAGAAUCACUUAUGUCACUACUGGUGUGUUGCUACAGAAGCUUAUUGCCACUAAAAACCUGAAUCAAUUUACACAUGUUGUUAUUGAUGAGGUCCAUGAAAGAGACCAGGAUACUGACUUCUGCUUGUUAGUUGUCCGCAAGCUCCUGCGAUCCAAUUCAAGACAUGUUAAGGUUGUACUAAUGUCUGCUACACUGCAAAGUAAUCUGUUCUCAAGAUACUUCUCCGUUCCUGUACAAGGAAUAUUACAAGGUGCACCAGUCGUUCCAUUAGAAGGAAAAAUAUUCCCUGUUAAAGAGGUGUAUUUGGAUCAUUUGACAGCGCUUGGUCAGCUGCCAAAUGUGUCGCUUGAAGAUCCAGGCAUUUCAUCAGAAGCCAAUGAAUUAGCUGCAAGAUUGAUAGCAUCAUUAGAUUCACUAGAGAAACACCAAGCCAGAAUGGGACCCAAUAGUGAAAACCUCGGAGUUGAAAGGGGCACAGUCCUUAUGUUUCUUCCUGGCUUGCCUGAAAUUAAAAGGAUGCAUCAGUUUCUGGAGGAGUUGUGUCCUAACUCUAAUCUUUGGCUUUUACCACUGCACUCUCAAAUCACUAUUGAAGAACAGUCCAAAGUGUUUGUUAAACCAAAAGCUGGAGUGAGAAAGAUAAUACUGUCCACAAACAUUGCUGAGAGUUCUAUCACUGUUCCAGAUAUCAAAUAUGUGGUUGACUUUUGUCUGACAAAGUGUUUGAUAUGUGACCCAAACACUAAUUAUCAAGCUCUUCAAGUUCAGUGGUCAUCAAAAUCAAGUUGUAUUCAAAGAAAAGGUCGUGCUGGUCGAGUGUCUUCUGGUAUCUGCUAUAGGAUGGUUACUGAGGAGUUCUACAACAGCUGUUUCACAGAAUUUGGAGUUCCUGAGAUGCAAAGAUGUCCUUUGGARCAGGUUGUCCUUCAAGUCAAACUAUUAGACCUGGGUGAACCAAGAGCUAUUCUAAGACUUGCUCUCCAGCCACCUGACCUUGAUGACAUAGAAAGAACAGUUUUAUUACUGAAACAGGUUGGUGCAUUGACAACAAAGAUGAAGGGAAAAGUGAUGAACCCUCACGAUGGYGAYCUUACRUUUGUGGGUAAAGUGCUUGGCAAUCUUCCUGUUGAUGUCAAGAUUGGUAAACUUCUAGUUCUAGGCUAUGUGUUUGGCUGUCUAGAAGAAUGUAUUGUUAUAGGAGCCUCAUUGUCUCUCAAGACAUUCUUCUCYAGGAAAUUCAAAGAAGAACUUAAAACCUACAGGAACAAGAUGAGAUGGGAUGGUUCARCAUUUAGUGAUUGCAUCUGCUCUUUGAGGGCUUAUACUGAAUGGGUGGCUCACAAAGAGAUGAAUUUGUUCAGGAGUGGCCCCAAUGGAGAAUUAUCUUGGUGCAAAGACAAGGGUAUUCAGAUGGGAAGAAUACGAGAGGUCCAUGAGCUGGCUAAAGAGCUGACAGAAAGACUAAGACACCUCAAUGUUAGAACUGAAUGUGAAAUUCACAGAAAGAAGAUGGACACGCCAGAAGAUCAACUUAUCCUUAAGCUUGUGAUUGCUGGAGCUUUUUACCCUAAUUACUUYCUGUCUGGAGAUAUUGAUGAGGCUGAGGCUACCAAGACUAUGUCUGGUCAUGAUCCUUUCUCUACUGUUAUGGUACGAGGUAUGCCACAGUAUGGAGCACAGUACAAAGCUGCCAUUGCAAGACUAUUCCGUGACUGUGGGAAGGGGAAGUAUUUGUUCUUUGAAGACACCAGGGCUUAUAUUGAGUUUGAUAAGACAUCACAGACAGGCAGUAGCACUACAAUUCUACCUGCAGUAUAUUUGGCCAUCAAAAUGAGAUCAUUGAGAAUGCCUCUUAACAUCUACAUUUCGGAAAGGAAUAAUAAACAAAUUGAAUCACAAAUAAACAGCUUACGACCAGUGGGCUCUACAAAACUACGAACCAGCAGAGUUGCUGCUUCACUGUCUCCUGGAUCACAAAGAAUUUCCUUUGACGAGAUUGACCAACCAAGAUAUGUAACUGUCCCACGUAAAGGAUACCUUGAAGUUGUGAUAACAUGGGUUGUAGAUGCUGGUCAUUUCUGGGCAGCCAAUGCUGAACAAGAAUCUUCAAGAAGCUUUGGACAGUUGGAAUAUGAUAUAGGAAUUUAUCAAUAUCACGAGGCUUUUGACUGGCCAUCACUGCGCGUUGGCAGCUUAUGUUUAGUCCCUUAUGGUGAGAAYGUCGCUCUGUAUAGAGCUAGGGUGAUCAGAAUCAACGAUGGACAAGCAAGACUCAGAAAUUCACAUCGCCUUCCAAGAUCAAUAACGGUGAUAUUUCCAGACUAUGGUAACAUUUUGGAGAUAUUCGGUGAUGGCCUUUUGGAAAUACGGAAAAUGAAACCAGACUUCCUUCGUAUUCCAUUCCARGCAUUUGAAUGUGAGCUGUGUGAGAUUCAGCCAUCAAUCUCAUGUGCAAGUAGCCAUGGCAUGUGGUCUGUCCAAGCGAACGAGAGAUUUGUUGAAUUAACCGAAAAUAAAAAGCUUGUUGCCAAGAUCUAUUCUCGCUUACAUGGGAUUCUAAGAGUCGACCUUUAUGACACAAUGACAGAAGAAGACAUCCAUAUUAAUGAGGUUCUGAUUGACGAGGGUUAUGCACAGUUUAUGGAGGAAUCGUACCCAUCAAAGAUGGCUCAUCAACAAGCCGAGGCAUUACCCGCAGAUGGUGGCGAUGAAGAGGAAAAUAUCAACUGGUUUGAGGACCAAGACCUUGGACCCAACACUACCCCAGAUAAAUUCUUAACAAGGGUGUCAUUACGAGGUCCUUACAGCCCCAUCGAGAUGACGUUCUACAGUAUUACCAGUAUUGGACGGCUGAAGCCAGCCAGCAUUGAGGUGGACUCGGUAAACAGUGUCGCGCUCAACGACCAGCUUCAGGAUACUCAUCCACGGCUUCUUGUUGCUGCUAACAUUGGGAUUAACUCCAGUGGAAACUCCGUUAUUGCAAGGGAYACAACUCUUAUGCCCACCAUACAUGGUCUGCUACCGAUYCUCGCUUUGAUCUUUGCUCCUUGUGCAGAAAUGAGGACUGAUCCGCAGAACCAGUAUUACACAGGGGCGUUGGUAGGACUGGGGUACGAUGAGAAAUCUAGGCAGCCUCUACUACCUGACCAUGACAUUGAGCUCACUUUUGACGUGAAUAUCGAUCAAGAUGACUUGGUUAAGAUCAACUCGUUACGAACGGGCAUCAACCUGGCUUUUGACAGCGAAGGUGAAGCUGCUGAAUGGGGAACUAAAGCUAUCAACACAAUACAACAGAAUUGCAGGAAAAAGAUUCUUGGCUUGAUUUUAAAACGACGGGAAGAGAAAAAAGCGAUAACAUUCCGCAAACAACUACAGUGGAAUCAGGUUAAUCCUCGAGAUAUCAUGCCACCUGAGAAAAGACGCGAAGGAGACCAACCCCCCCUGUAUCAGCUACAUAACGGCAUUGUGACUUUCGGAACGACACAAGACGAUACCCCUGCCAUGAUACUAGAAAAACGCGAGAAAAACCAGAAACUACGAGACCUUGCAGGAAGAAAUGAGGGAAUGUAGAAGAUGAAAAUGUAUAUUAUGUAUAAUAACUAAGGCUAAAUAGAAGGUAGGAAGUGAAGAUGAGAAAUUCAAAAAUAGAAAGAAUUCAGAGCAUUUUUAAUAUAAACAUAAACUUAAUCAGUCCAAAGCAUUGAAAUUAUCAUCSGGAUUUAGCCGUGCUUACAAUCAAAUUAUCUAUUAUAUUUUAUUUGCAUAUAUUGAGAAAGUCAGGAUUUUUCACCGAAAAAAAUAUCAAGAAAUAUUGGUGCUGAAUUAGUGAUUGUUUAGUAUUUGUUGCCGUUACAAUAAAUAUGUAUUCUUUAGAUAAUUCGGAAAAAUUGCGUGAAUUAAUUGAUAUAUCCGCAAGUAUUUCCGUACGUUAUUCUUGCGUUUUGCGAGGUAUCCUUAUACGUAACCGUAAAAGAUCUAACGUGUGCUUUUACGUAACUAUGGCUCACGCGUGAGAAUUAGAGAUUGUUUUAAAAGUAUUUGUUGCCGUUGAAAUAAAUAUAUAUUCUUUAGAUAAUUCUUG